AGUGCCGCAUGAAUACAGGCAAAGUGAAAUACUUUUUGUACAUUUUAAAAUAUUUCCAUAUACAAAUAUAAUCCAAGAAUUUAAAUAUCCCACUUUACCUGUAUUCACCAUGCAUGGCAAUCCUUAAUAUAUGGUUAUGUCAUUGAUUUUGAUUCAUGUAAAUGUCCUUUUUGGGUCUAUAUCAUCAAAUGAGUUAGAUUUCGAUUAAAACGCAUUUGUUCGUAUGCAAAUAAAUGAAUCUCUUCUUCUUUACAUGUCAAAGAACGGUCAGUUUCCUCAGUGUCACUAGGUCACUUGGUGUUACGUUUCCUUUCUCAUCUUGGUUGUCAUGGCCUCACCGUGUCCGUUCUAUUUUGAUACGGCUAAUGAGGAUGCGCUUCUUGUUUCUUUCUGUCCUACAAAAAAAAAAAAGUGCCAUCAUUUCAGAUUUUAGCUUACUUUUUUCCCCAAUUGUCUUAUGUUCUAUCUUAUUUUUCCUUAUAGCCGCUUUGUCCGGAUUUAAUGGCUUUGCGGGACAUUAAAUCUAUUCUGACCUUUCUAGUUAGUGUCCAUUUCAUGAACAAUGGUUCUCGGUUUUAGUUCCUGAGAGUUGUAGAGUUCACCACAAUUUGUUCCAAAUCCGCAUGUGGCCAUUUGAGCUUCCUAAUUAGGCACUCUCUUAGCUCAGCUAAUUAGUUAAAUUAGAUGGUGUAGUUCUACAAAUAAAGAGCUGAGCGCAAGGCCUCAGAGUAAUCCCAGUCCAAAGUCUCAACAAUUAUGCUGCUCUUUAGGACAGACAUCUAAGAAAUGGGACAACGAUAAUGCAUUUUACCAUUGAACUGAUCUUGAUCCAUUGGUAAAUAGUAAUUUAACAAAAUACUGUCUAAUCCUUUCUUCUUCAUUUUAAACUAUUUGUUUUGGUUCUCAUGAUACUUUCUUUCACUUAAUUUUGCCCUCUAUCCUCAGAAUUAACUAAUGGAUUUGCUUUAGGACAGUUUCAGGUGCGUAUUGUGUGUGUUUGCGUCUUCACGAGAGCCUCGGAUUACUUGGAAUUACAGCUUCCCUGGGGAACUUGCCAGUAGUUUUAUCUUCAUUUUGACAGUUUUAUGUUUCACUUGUGGUUUCCAUUUGAGAGAUGCAGCCCCUGUUACAUGAGCAACAGAUGAUUUCGCUGUGAGCAGGCAAGCGUUCACAUACAACUAAUGAGUGUUCAAGACAGAAUACUAGAACAAUUUAUCUAAUCAUGAUUAGGAUGUACAUAUAAAUGCACCUAUACUCUUAAAAAUCAAGUUUCCAAAGUUUUUUUUCUUCUUCAAUUUUUGUGGUUCCCCAAGUGUAAAGAACCCUUUCCACUAUAAAGAACCUUCUACGCAAUUGAAAGAUUAAUGGAUGUAAAAGGUUCUUCAUGGGGAACCAUCGACGCCAUUAAAAAACCUGUAUUUUUAACGGUGUAUGUCUCUCAUAAAGUGCCAAAACUUCCACUUAGAGGUCUAACGUUACCUCUCUUUGUAUCCGUGACAUCAAAAUUACAUGUUAAGUUGGUUUUUUGAAAACUAAAAAUUCAAAAGUUCAGCCUUCCGUCAGUACUUUUGCCAAAUGCUGUUCAUGCUCUUUCUCAUCUUCUGUUGCACCUCAUCAAUGACUGUGUCUGUUUCUACAUGUGCAGUAGCUUGCUGAACCCGGAGAGAGAAGAUCCAAGAUGCCACGCUCAAAGUGUGAUGUCAUGUCCAAAGAACCAAGCACCAACUUGGAAAGCGCCAUGCAGAUGCUCAUCAAGACUUUCCAUAAGUAUUCCGGGAAGGAAGGAGACAAAUUCACACUAAGCCGAGGGGAACUAAGGGAACUUCUGACGGAGGAGCUGGGAAAUUAUCUCGGGAACGCUCAAGAUAAAGAUGCGGUGGAGCGAGUGAUGAAUGACCUGGAUUCCAAUAACGAUGGCGAGGUGGACUUCACCGAGUUCAUCAUCCUCAUGGGGGCGCUGACCGUGGCCUGUAACGACUUCUUCCUGGACAGCCCGGCGCCCAAAAAACCCGAUGGCAAGGACGAUGCGGCUAAAACAGAGGAAAAGAAAGAGUAAUGAGCAAAUGCUUCAAAAACAGAGAGAGAAAACUGAGAGUAGUAUUAGGUUGCAUGGUUGAGAACAAGAGAGUGCACAAAUUUCAUCCAUUUCUGUAAUCAGAACCGACAAACCUAGUUCCUGGGGGAGAUUUCUCUGCUUUUAUAAUUCAACACAAGCUGUUAAUACACUUUUAAAGCAAAACUGACAAACCCUCAAAGGCAAAGGCUUGGGGGUUUGACAGAAACGCACAUCAGUGCAACUAUUUUCUUUCGAAGUUCUUGAGUACAAGGCGUUUAAAAAUCUUUCAGGAUGGGUGCCUUCUGUUUCAUAUGAGAACACAUGACCACAGACAUUAUAUCUGGCUAUAUAGAGUCUGUUUUUGGAUGAUGCAUAACAGCAAAGUGUAUUAUGAGUGGAAUCAGUGGCUACUUACUUGUAAGUGUCAAAGCCUGUUUGGAGAGAAUGGGAUUGGAGAUGUUAUGGACAGUUAUGAAUGCUCAUUUUUAAUAAUCCUGAACUGUGACUUGACAAACAGAUGUUGAGGGAUUUAUACUUACAUCUUUCAUGAUGAUAUAAUUAUAAAUACCCUUUACUGUUGACAGCAAGCAAUUUACUUCAUGGUUACCAUAUAUUCCGAACAGUGUUCAUGAUCUAUGAAUCUAAUAAUUCAGCGUUGAAGAUGUGAACUUGGUUUGUCUCUUUCUUUGCAUCUAUUUUUUAGCCUAUUUUUAUUUAAUAAUCAGUAUGUAUCUUCUUAAUUAUAAUAAACGUGCAACUGACCUCCAUG
Molecule: messenger RNA, 2825 nt
Organism: Pimephales promelas (fathead minnow)
Lineage: Eukaryota; Metazoa; Chordata; Actinopteri; Cypriniformes; Leuciscidae
Gene: s100s
Product: S100 calcium binding protein S
Cellular component (GO): cytoplasm
Molecular function (GO): transition metal ion binding; calcium ion binding; calcium-dependent protein binding
Source: RefSeq, a predicted model, not a curated record